Aspergillus brunneoviolaceus CBS 621.78 is the source of this 631-nucleotide messenger RNA. RefSeq lists its product as uncharacterized. The transcript has a single exon. Lineage: Eukaryota; Fungi; Ascomycota; Eurotiomycetes; Eurotiales; Aspergillaceae. The record is from RefSeq and is a predicted model, not a curated record. Bases 169 to 495 code for a protein of 108 amino acids.
CCACCCUUCACCCUCCUCACAAGUACCUUACCCACUAUGUAGAGUGCAUCCCACUACACCUAGCAAUGACCUCUCCCUGCGCUUCAGCAUCCAGCAUCCAGAGUCCAUCCCCACGACUCGAAGCCCACCAAACGAAACCCGCGAAUCCUUUCAUCCCCAUUCCCAAGGAUGACCAGGCACCUAGGUACGAUGACGAAAUGCCACUGCACCGCAUCAUCUGUCGCGUCCCGACCUCCUUCGAAUCUUAGAUCAUCUGAUUGGAUAAGAGUAGCACGAUGCAGGAAACCGCCUCGCAGACGUCCCGGCCAAUCCAAUCCCGUCAGCUCGUUCUGUCCAGCAGAGGUCUCCCACCUUAGCCCAUGCCCAUGCCCUGCAUCCACGAAAGCUCGGCCUGGCGUGUCAGUUCCGAAGGAGGUCGAUGGUCUAUCGUCAUCGGGGAUCGAGGGUUAUGCCAUGCGCGCCCGGCGGGAUAUCCACUGCAUCCUGCUGUUUUAGUCAUUUGCUGCUAGUGUGAGGGUUAGCUCGCUGGGAUUGGGCUUUGUUGUCAGCGUUGACCUGACCUUGACCUGACCUUGACCUUGGCCUUGCGGGCUGUUGGACCGCUUGGAGGUGGGGUGGAGUGGAAUGUACG